AUGGCCAAAACAAGAUCAAAAAAGCAGGGCGGCGAGCCUGCUGCUAAAAAGCAAAAGGUUGCUCAAAGUCCUAAGAAAGCCACCAAAAGCCAACUGAAAGAUGAGGUGAAAGAGUACGGCUAUGUCUCCAAGAAGCAGGCAACCGCAGCACUCACUGAACUCUCUAAGUUCUUAGAUCGUCAGAAGGAAAUCUCAGAGAAGUCGCAAUUGUUUGAUGACGAUGAAGAUGAUGAGGACAAGAAUGUCUACUUGGAGGUGCAGAAAAAGAAAUAUUUCAGCAAGAAGCCUGCUUUCAAGGCGAAGCUCAUCUCCAUCCCAAAGCCAUAUUUGAACGUCAAGAACGACAUCAAGACAUGCUUUCUUGUCAGAGACACAUUCAUCCAGACUAAUGAAGACUUGGAGAAGGUUGAGGCUGCCAACAUCCCAACCUUGAGCAAGAUUCUCACGUUGAAGCAGCUCAAGACAAUCUACCACCCAUACGAAAAGCGUCGUGAGUUGUACAAGGAGUACGACUUGUUCGUCACUGACGAUGCUAUCUUGUCAUCGCUUCCCAACGUUUUGGGUAAGAUCAUGUACGAUAACCAGAAGACCAAAUUCCCAGUUCAAAUCAGACCGUACGAAUCAAACCUGCCAAAGGAACUCUCGAUCAAAAAGCUUCAGAGUCAGAUCGAAAAGGUUUUGCAAUCUGCACCAUACUUACCUCCAAUGGGUACCACCGCUCACUUCAAGCUCGGUGCCCUCAAUAAGCAUUUCACCCAAGAGGAGUUGCUCGAGAACUUGCACGCCAUUCUCAAAGAGUUUGAGCAAGACGAGUUGGUGACUGUGGGAAUCAAGACCGACAAGUCUCCUGUGUUGCCCCUCUUUUACACCGAUAAAAUAUAUAACGAAGACGAUGUUCUCGAGCUGGCUCCUGAGGAAGCCGAGGCCGAGGUCAGCGAGGAUGCUUUCGCUACUGCUUUGCUCGAGUUGGCCGACGAAGACGCUGUCAACACCGCUCUCAAAGAAAACAGAAUGGGCAAGCUUGCGAGGGCCAACGAGUACAAGUCUCUGGAAGACUGUCUCCACAUCGGUGAUCUUAAGGUACCCAAGAAGUACAUCACGAUUCACAUAGGAAGCCAGGAACUCAACAGUACCUCACAAACACCGCUUUCGAUUACCUUUGAAUCCAUUUGCACGACUACAGUUAACGGAACGGUCUACAAGAUUCCUUCCAAAGAAGCUGAACCCAUCACAGAGCAGUUUACUGAAGAUGACCUUCUACUCAGAGUCAAUGCCAACAAGUCUGAUCGCAUACAGCUUCGUCUUCAAUGGCGUGAUGUGAAUGUGGUGGCUUUCUCGAAGAAAAUGUCCUAUGAUGGCGAGUUGAUGGAAUCACCUCUACCUGGCAACAUUAGGAGUCUAUACGACAGUGGCAACGAUGUGAGAUUGGUUUCAGAUCCGCUUCUGGCAUCACACUACUUGACCUUGAUUGACUUGAACGACUUCAACCUAAGAAUCGCCUUGCUGAGGGCACUACCUGUUGUUUCUGAAAAUUGGGUAGAGGCUAUCAGAGAAGAGCCACAGAAGGUGGAAGACUGGUUGUUGGAUAUCAAGGACGAGUAUAUCUACUCCAAAUCUGAAAGAAAUUUUGUCUUCCCUGAUACAAACAGAAGGAGCUUGCUAUCUGGUAUAAAUUGCUUCAUAUGCCAUGGCCCUGUCACCAAGCAAGUAGGCAGGUUACAAGAGUGGAUCAGGUGUCUAGGAUGCGAGCCUACCAUGCUAGGCGCCGAUACUCAGGAGACCAAUGAUGAAAAGGUGGACUUCUUAAUGGAACGCCUGAACAACACUGAUGUUCUUUGGAAUGCUGUGGUGACUAAGUCCACAUCACAUCUCCGGCCAUUCACUCCUAAUGUCAAACGUGAAUCCCAAGUGGGUGACCUACGGUUGUCUCAACGUAAGAAAAGACGGAAACUUGAGAAGGUUGGCGACACUGACUUCUUCCUGUUCAGCCAAAAGCAGUCAACGCCUGCUUCCGAGCCAGAGGUUUCGGAUCAUGUUGAAGUUAAUCCUGCUCCACUGGCUCAGCAAAGUCAAUUAGUCAAUGAUGACCACGCGAAUAGCAAGUUGGAAAAAGUAUCAACUUCAGAGCCUCCGAAGACUACAGUGCCUUCCAAGUCUGACGGAGAGGUGAGAAUUGACGAAGAAGACACCGAAUCCGCCACACAAAGCAUUGAAGCCUCUGGGGAGCUUAACAAGCGACCUCUGGACUCCAUCAUCGAGCAAGAAGCAAAGAAACAGAAAGCAGAACCUGCCAAGCUGCGAGAGAAAGUCGUUCCUAGAGUAUCUCUUGCGGAUGCGGUUCUUUCGACGAAGAAGCAAGCUGAUGAUGUGGUGAAGAAGGAGCUUGGGCUUGAUGAGUUUGAUGAGAAUGUGAAUGAAAAGCUAGAUAAGUUAGUCAUUGUUGAAGAAGUGGAUCUCGUUGUUCGAAAGAAAAAAGACAGAAUUGAGGCAAGACCCGACUAUAAAGGUCGCAAGAACUUUAAGAACUUCAAAAAAGCAGGAUCUGUUCCCAAAAACGUCACGAGAACUUUCAUUCCCUUGGAAGACCACGAUAAUAGCAUACAUUUUGAGGACUACGCUCCUCAGAGGAAUAUUGAAGUGAAGGGCCGAGAAAUGAAAGAGGUCAAGGGCUAUCAGCCUCAAGAGUCUCAACUAUUCGUCGGAGAGGAGUCAGAUGAUGGGGAAGAUAUGCCAUUUUCAUUCCUGACUACAUCGAGGGAACCAACCACACUUACAUUGAGACCUGACGAUGAGAGCGACGAUGAUGGAGAUGUUGCAUUUGCAUUUACUAGAAAAUAA
Messenger RNA from Candidozyma duobushaemuli, 2838 nucleotides. RefSeq names its product ribosomal L1 domain-containing protein. The coding region runs from base 1 to 2838 and encodes 945 amino acids. The transcript is spliced from 4 exons. The record is from RefSeq and is a predicted model, not a curated record. Lineage: Eukaryota; Fungi; Ascomycota; Pichiomycetes; Serinales; Metschnikowiaceae.